UCUAUAGCCUUUCCUAGCCUUACUACCUGACCGCUGCGCAAACCCCAUCAGAAAUUUUGCGAAAAGCACGCACGAACAAUGUUUAACGUCAAAUUGUAUAAUAAAUCAAAUGGUCUGACGAAGACUAGUGCAAUGAAGUAUCUAGAAGAGUAUAAGAAUAUAUUUAAUUGGAAAAGAGACUCAACAAUCCUAGACAUUGGUUGUGGCGAUGGGAGUUUGACAUCAAAAAUAUUCAAAGAAUUAAUUCCUACUUGCAAGACCAUGACGGGCUGUGACAUAAAUGAAGAUAUGAUACAAUUCGCAAAAGAACACUAUGCUUUGGAUUGCGUUGAUUUCACUACCCUUAACAUAGAGGGAGAGCUGCCCGAUCAGCUAAGGGAACGUUUCCACCAUGCCAUUUCCUUUUUUGCUUUAAACUGGUGUCGUCGUCAAGAAACUGCGUUCCAGAACAUAUACGAUAUCCUUAGGGACCAAGGAAGUUGUUUCGCGAUUGUCGCAGAAAAAGCAUCAUUAUUCGAUGCCUACAGGUCCCUUGCUAAAGCCGAAAAAUGGAAGACAUGGGUUACUGACGUUGAAAGAUAUAUAUCUCCAUACCAUGACAGUCAAGAUUCCCUUAAAGAAAUGCAACAAUUAUUAGGAAAAAUUGGAUUUACUAUAACAAAAUUAGAAGUCAAGAUAGUAAAUCACGUCUACGAAAGUCAAGAGAAUUUCAAAGAUGCGUUGAUGUCUUUGGUGCCUUUCAAGAUCCCGGAUGAGUUACGUGACGAUUUUUUAAUAGACUUAAGCCAAGAAAUACAGAUGAUUGACACUGAAAAGUACAAUUACAAGAAAUCAACUAAUGAUAAUGUCCAUAACGUGCAAGUACUCGUUUUAUACGUUGAAAAAAAGUUAUAAUGUCUGGAUUUGUUUUUUUGAAUAUUAAUUGUUCUUAAAUUGAAAUGUAACAUUGAAAUAUAAAAUACAUACAAUUAUUGAA
Molecule: messenger RNA, 976 nt
Organism: Pieris napi
Lineage: Eukaryota; Metazoa; Arthropoda; Insecta; Lepidoptera; Pieridae
Product: juvenile hormone acid O-methyltransferase-like
Exons: 4
Coding region: 79-894 (271 amino acids)
Source: RefSeq, a predicted model, not a curated record